AUGAGUACUCCAGUUAGCGCACCUUUGGGUUUGCCAUAUCCAAUUACAAUCUCGAAACUUAUAGCUUCGAUCGGUAGUCAUGUAGAGAAGGGACAGCGUUUAUUUGCGUAUAAGUUUUGGUAUAUUGUCGAGAUAGCCAAAUCUCCUGAUGAAAACGACGAUGGUGUCAAUGAUGAGCAUUCAAAGAAAAGUAUUAGGGAAUCGAUUGAAUUUUUUGAUUCUCCAUUUGAAGGUGAUUUAGUUAGUUGGAAUGUCGACGUAGGUGAUGAAAUUGUUGAGCCAAAUCAGACAAUUUGUGAGAUAGUAAGGCCUUGCAACCAUGAUAUCGUUUACGCAGGUAUUUGUACCAUGUGUGGUAAAGAGGUUGAUGAGAGUGAUCAAGUUAGUGCGAAUCUGACUAUUUCUCAUACCGAUACUAAUUUGAAAGUUAGUAGAAGGGAAGCUAAUGAUAUCGGACAGGGUAUCAAGAAACGUUUAAUUAGAGAGAAAAAACUGAUCCUUGUGGUAGAUUUAGAUCAAACUGUGAUUCAUUGUGGUGUUGAUCCAACUAUUGCCGAAUGGAAAAAUGACCCCACAAAUCCAAAUUUUGAAACUUUAAGAGAUGUGAAAUCAUUUGUAUUAGAAGAAGAACCAAUCUUGCCUCCAAUGUACAUGGGGCCAAAGCCUCCAACUCAUAAAUGUUGGUACUAUGUUAAAAUAAGACCUGGUUUGAAAGAGUUUUUUGAAGAGGUUUCAAAAUUGUAUGAAAUGCACAUUUAUACAAUGGCAACCAGAUCCUAUGCCCAAGAAAUCGCUAAAAUUAUUGAUCCAGAUGGUACUCUUUUCGCUGAUCGUAUUUUAUCCCGUAAUGAAAAUGGUUCUUUGACACAUAAGUCAUUGGAAAGAUUAUUUCCGACAGAUCAAUCAAUGGUGGUUGUCAUUGAUGAUAGAGGUGAUGUAUGGAACUGGUGUCCAAAUUUAAUCAAAGUCACACCAUACAACUUCUUCGUUGGUAUUGGUGAUAUUAAUUCCAACUUUCUACCAAGACAACAAACUACUAUGUUACAAUUGGGAAGAAGGAACCAUAAAAAAACUGAAGACACAGAUGAGCUUUUGACAGACAUUAUGGAUACUGAAAAGAAGCUUCAAGAAAAGAUAGAUGAAGAGGUUAAACGUCAAGAAGAGAAUUUGAGUCAUCAGUCAGCGGCUUUAGGUGAAGAAAUCUCUUCACAGGUAAGAAAAGAGGAUAUAACCAAAAAAAUUGAAUUUUCUGCAUCUUUGGAAGUUCAACAACAAAAUAGACCUUUAGCAGAAUUGCAAAAGCAUAUGCAUAAUCAACAAUUGCUGACUGAUGAUGAUGAUGAGUUAUUUUAUUUAAAAGACAUUCUAAAAAAUGUUCAACAAAAAUACUAUGAAGAAUUGAAAACUGAUAAAGAAAUACAAAUACAAACUUUGAUGCCUAAAUUGAAGAAGAAAGUGCUUGAAGGUUGCAAUUUUGUAUUUUCUGGUUUAAUCCCAUUGGGGACUAAUAUUCAAAAAGCAGAUAUCGUACUCUGGACAAAUAUGUUUGGAGCUCAAUCUUCUGCAGAUAUCACUGAAGACACAACACAUGUGAUAACAAAGACACCACAUACAUACAAAGCUAAGAUAGCAAAAGCUUUUAAAUCUGACAUCAAGGUUCUUCAUCCUGACUGGGUCUUUGAGUGUCUGUUAAAUUGGAAAUAUAUGCCAGAAUUUCCAUAUGAAUACAAUAUUAUUCCAACAGCUACAGAUAAAGAACUAAAUGAGUUUAAAGAAGCGCUUGAAAGGAGAAAGAAGAAAGAAACUAAAACUAAGAUAACUGUUUCUGAAGAGAGUUUAGAAGGUGAUUCUAAUUCACCAAGCUCCCAAGGUGCAUCUGUGGACUUAUUUGCCAGUGGUGCUUCAUGGUUGAUCGAUGAUGAUGAUGAUGAAAUUAUUGAUUCUGAAGAAGAGGAGAGCAAAGAACCAGAAUAUGAUGAAUUUGCUGACGAUAACAAUGAUCUUCAAACGGUGAAAAAACACCCUCUAGAAUCGAAUGAAUUUACUGAUGAGGAUGGUAGCAAUAAAAAGGUACACAUUGCUGAAGAAGAUGAAGGACAAAAUGAAGGUCAAGAUGAAGGUCAAGAUGAUCAACUCUCGGAGGAUAAAACUAGUCAGCCGAAAGAUGAAGAGAGUGAUUCAGAACUAGAAGAAGAGAUAUUGAAUGCAUUAGAUGAUAGUGAUGACGAUGAAGAGUAA
Messenger RNA from Vanderwaltozyma polyspora DSM 70294, 2238 nucleotides. RefSeq names its product protein serine/threonine phosphatase (gene FCP1). The record is from RefSeq and is a predicted model, not a curated record. The transcript has a single exon. The coding region runs from base 1 to 2238 and encodes 745 amino acids. Gene Ontology annotation, molecular function: RNA polymerase II CTD heptapeptide repeat phosphatase activity. Lineage: Eukaryota; Fungi; Ascomycota; Saccharomycetes; Saccharomycetales; Saccharomycetaceae. Gene Ontology annotation, cellular component: nucleus.